Lates calcarifer (barramundi perch) is the source of this 1142-nucleotide messenger RNA. RefSeq names its product leucine rich repeat containing 20 (gene lrrc20). The coding region runs from base 315 to 839 and encodes 174 amino acids. The transcript has 5 exons. The record is from RefSeq and is a predicted model, not a curated record. Gene Ontology annotation, molecular function: protein binding. NCBI's taxonomy places the organism in Eukaryota, Metazoa, Chordata, Actinopteri, Centropomidae.
CGCAGGACUGACACUCACUAUGUUUCCGAGCCGACUGUUUGCUAGUAGCCUAAAGCUAAUUCAUGCUAAUUCAUGUCGCUAAGCAGCAGCGAGUUUAACAAAUAUUGUUUACAGCGUGGGGUGUUGCCAUUGGGUAUUACUUUUCUAAUGAAUAUCGGAACAUGUUAAGUGAAUUGCCUCCUCUCUCUGGGCUAAAAAUACAUACUCACCAAAUUAGUCUGUGGUUGAGCCGGUGUGGCAAACCUUAGCUAACACUGACAGCUGCCAGGCUGUGUAACAGUAGCUCCUAGUCUGGGAACAGUUACGGCAGAGAAAUGGCUGAGGCAGUUGCAAAUGUGGCCCGGAGGAUUAAUGCAACGGUAGAGGAGGGGAAAGAUGCUCUGGAUCUGUCAAACUGCAAGCUCAUUUCUUUCCCAGACGGUGUGUUCAAGGUUCUGAGGAGUGUCUCAGAAAACAUCCGUGUUAUCACAUUGGCUGACAAUGAGAUGAAGGCCCUUUCCAGCAAGUUCUUUUCAACAUUCACUCAGCUGAGAGAGCUGGACCUGCAAGGCAAUGUUCUCACCAAGCUGCCCGACGCCGUGGGAGAAAUGGAGCAUUUGACCAGCAUCAAUCUGGCUAAUAACAGCUUCUCCAUCUUCCCUGAUAAGCUUACUGAGAUAGCCACACUGGAGAGGAUUAACCUGGAGGGAAAUAGCAUCACUGAAAUUCCAGUGGAGAAGUUGUCCGCUAUGCCGGCACUGAAGUGGCUAAACGUGAGGUCAAACCCUCUGGACUCAAACACUCAGUCUGCACUGCAGUCUCCCCACAACUUUGACAUUUUGUCCACAACAGAGUCCUAAGAGAUGUCAUAAAUGGUAUUUCAUCACCUUUACACUGCAUGCUGUGUGCCUUUAACUACUUGAGCUGGAUGCUUCCAUGUGCCUGAGACAUGAGAAAACAUUAUACUUGAAGAUAUUGCAAUGCUGUACAAGAAACAAAGGUGUCUUUAUCUUCUCUGCAUAAACUGCAAAGGGCUGAAAAAUCAAUCCAUCUUAAUGCACCAUUUAAUCUUUUUGUGUCUCAGUUGAGACACUUGCAAUUACCUAUUUAUUACUUUUGAUAGUAUAAAAGUUUUUUUUCAAUUAAAGCCUAUACACAGAAAA